UGCAAUGAGCUCUGCUACUAACCGGCCAAACAUUAUCAGCUUGUCAUACAUGACCCGGGGCCGCGACACUCAGCACACGAGGAGAGAUCUAUAGACAACCGGACAGAGAAGAAGCAUGCGGAACCAACACACAACGUCGUACUCACGUUUGAAAGCACCUCUGGGAACAGACUUUGAGGAAGAACGGCGGGUUCUGCUAGCCGAGCAAAAGAUACAUCGAAGGCGCGCGCAAAAAUUAUCAGUGGAGACAAAUCGCCGGAGAAAAGCUUUAGAGGAAAAACGGAGAGAAGAGGAGGAAAAGGAGCAGAAAUUCAGAGAGGAGGUUCUCCAACAAAGAAAGUUAAAGCUUCAGGAAGCAACAGAAAAGUUCCAACGAGCGCAUCUCGCUUCUUCGCAGCGCAGGAGAGAAGCUUAUGAUGCGCAAAGAAAGCCGACCCCGAAGUUAGAAGAUGCGCUUAACCAAAUUCGAGGAACUGUUUCAUCCUCGAUUUAUUACUUACCCAAUAACAGAAGCUUCGAUAACACAAGGAGCGCAGGCACAUCCUCAAGCGUCUUGUCUGUAAAUGGGACUUGGAAUAAAAAGCAACAACCCUCAGCGACGUCGGAAUACGAAAGGGUAUUUCAAGAGUCAAAGAAUCAGUUCGACAGUCAGCAGCUUUACUUCCAGCACAAGCUUGAGGAGGCCCAACGACGUCUAGAAGAGCAGCACCUCAGCAGCCUGCAGAAUUUUCACCAGAAAGUGGAGCAGCUUGCGCAUUCAGAAAGUGUAUUAAGUUUAGAUAGUCUGGAAGAUGAAUUAGAGAAAAAGGAAGAUAUUGAUAUACUGGAAGAAUUUGCGUCUAGAACUCCGUACACAGACCUUUCGGAAACAUCCGGUUAUCCCGUGACCAGGUCUGAAGCGGACACAGCGUUUAUUUAUCAGGAGACUGAAAAUGGUCGAAGUUCUGUUUCGCCCCAUCGGUUUUUACCUGCUCAGCUUCCAACAGCCAAGCAUUCACGUGACGGUGACCAAGAGCAGUCACUUGGCCAUACGGCAAAACAAACGGUGCUGAAUGGCGUUACCGAGGACAAAGGCGGCGAUUCAGAUAAUACGCAGGCCACCUCUACCCCAAAUCCGGACGCUGUCCCGUUGGGACAAAGUACUGCUGAGAACAAAGCGACACAUUCUGAGCCAGGUUAUAAAGAGAGUUCAACUUCUAAGCCAUCCAGAGCCUGGACCACACCUGACCCAACCCCGAGAGAAGCCCGGCCGAGCUCGGUGCCACCGGAAAACAAAGACACAAUACAACACCCCGUGAGUCAGCCCCUGGCAGCCCCGCCAGUCCGUCUGUUUAUAGAAUGGGAACCUUCUGCCAGUAACUGUCAUCAUGGGGUAAGCUCAAAAAAAGAUAGAAAUACAGCACUUUCAUUAGCUGGUAUGGAGACGGUGACGGACACGCACAAUGGAGAACUUUAUGAGUCCAACAAUGGCCGUAUUACUUGCCCAGACGGUAAUAACCAGGAGCUGCUGUUGCGUGAAAAUUCACCUUUAAGGUCCAUUAUUUCCAGUAAGGAUUUUGUUCCAAGUAGGCAAAAUCAUUCCCUUACGAGUAAUGCACUUACUCACCCCGAUCCCGGAUACUCCGCACAGUGCAGAAGGCCUCGGAAUAAUGUUUGCGGAAGGGAAGAAAGCAGCUUGCUGAAAAGCAUCUUAAAGAAAUGCUCCAAGUAUGAGAAUGGAUACAUCCGGGGCGGCGGGGUCAGUAAAGUCUUGCGCUUUGAGGACACCGGUACAGCCGGUCUCAGGGACAGCAUUGAACUCGCCAAACAGAAAGAAAAUAAAAGAACAGGCAAUAAAAAACUUAGAUGGCUAGAUGAGACGGACAAGCCAGUGGGGGGAACAGAUGUUAUAAACAACCAUUUAACUGGGGUACAAAUGGCUUUCACUGAGCGGAUCGACCAUCCAAGGGAUGUCUUAGAACACAAUCUGUUAGACGAGCGAUCAGAACCUUCUGCUGGAACUCCAAAGUCUAUGUUUUCCACUGGUUACCAUUUCACUAAGCAAGCUUGGGUGACCUCCAAAGGAGCAGAAGCCAGCCCUGUAGAUCACAACCAAAACAGCCAAAAUGUACCUAAAGCAAAGACAAAACUAGUGAGGAGACCCAAAUCGGCUAAAAGUCAGUAUGCUGUUAUGCACAGAAACAGAAAAGGGGCAAUUAUCCGACCCCAGUCAGCCACAGAAGCCAGCAGGGUUCUGAAAUAUCAGGGGAAGCUUAUGAUGCCGCGUCCUCCUCCGCCAAGACCAGCGUUGGACACGGUUAAUGGUCAACCAGAUGCCAAGCCUCAGACUGCGAGCCGGGUUAAUGCUUACCCCAGUAACUCCAGCGGUGCCACACCGCCAUCCAACCAAAUGUCCCCGGCAGACACCGCAUCAACGCAGAGUUCAUCCAACUCCAAAGGUAACGUCAUGACCGUCCGGCCUUACAGCGUCUCCGAGACCGCUACCAAACCAGUGCUCACGCCAACCGACGAGCAGUCCAUUGCUCCGCAAGAACCUUCGCUCGCUUCCAAAAAGAGAUAUCCAAUAUACGGAGAGAACGGGCUGCGGCUGGACCACACUCCAACCGAUGAAGAAAUUGCUUUUCUGUGGCAAGGAGUGCGUAGUGCCUUAACUCACAAAAAUACAGGGGAUUUCCGCCCCGGUGACCUGCCGUCUGAUUCAGAGCCUGUGCGGAAUAACCUGUCCCAAGUUCUCAUUGAUGGAGGGAUGCUGCUGACCAACUGGAAACCCCUAUCUAGGAUAAAUGGGGUUUUUACUCCCCCCAACAGCGGUUAUAUUACUCUGGCAAGAAGGAAACAGAUGUCGGACAGCAAUGAAAAUAAACGCAGAGGACUACUGGAGCAGAGAAGAGGCAACAUAAACCCCGCGGGCUUCAGAACCCAGCACAUACAGAACCUGCAUACUCUACAGAUAAGACCAUAUCCGAGCGCUCACGGGCCGGGACAGACACUUUCCACGCCAGCCGCCGGUGAAGUUUCAGAGAGCACAGUGCAGUUUAUGUUGGCGGAGAAUCUGGUGGAGACGUCUGCUUCGGAUAGAGAGAUCCUCACUGCCAUGCAAGCGAUCCAAACCAACAAGCACAAGUCCCUGAACCCAAGUCCCAGCGCGCUCUCUCUGGAAGAGCAGAGGCUUCUUCAGUCGCUGGAUCGUCUCAAUCAAAGACUGCAGAAUGUGCACGAAGUCGUGAAAACCCCAAGCGCUGCAAAUGGAUUUCCACUGAAUUCACCUCUGAAUACUCAGCAAACGUCAUCACAGCCUGCAGAGAACUCGGCAGCGACACAGCGAUUCCGCAGCUUCUCUGCGGACCCUCGCACGCGACUGGCAAGAAGAUACUGACCCCGCAGAAUCAUCUCCAUCCUUAAUAUCUGCCGUUAUGAUAAUAAGUACAAUUUUGUAUAGAACGCCUCCAUGUAGACAUGCAUAAGAUAAUAAUUUAUCGGACGUCGUUGUAUUUUCAUGACCGCAGUUUCAUUUUCAGAAAGGGGUCA
Molecule: messenger RNA, 3528 nt
Organism: Spea bombifrons (plains spadefoot toad)
Lineage: Eukaryota; Metazoa; Chordata; Amphibia; Anura; Pelobatidae
Gene: CEP126
Product: centrosomal protein 126
Exons: 12
Coding region: 116-3376 (1086 amino acids)
Biological process (GO): cytoplasmic microtubule organization; non-motile cilium assembly; mitotic spindle organization
Cellular component (GO): centrosome; ciliary base; midbody
Source: RefSeq, a predicted model, not a curated record